Messenger RNA from Chenopodium quinoa (quinoa), 1380 nucleotides. RefSeq lists its product as uncharacterized. The transcript has 2 exons. NCBI's taxonomy places the organism in Eukaryota, Viridiplantae, Streptophyta, Magnoliopsida, Caryophyllales, Amaranthaceae. The coding region runs from base 121 to 1113 and encodes 330 amino acids. The record is from RefSeq and is a predicted model, not a curated record.
ACUCAAUGUCACUCAUGUCAUGCACUCCUAGGGUUUUAUUUCUAUAUAAAGCGAUCAAAAUUCACCUAAUUUCAUCACACAAAUCUCAACUUUCCUUCUCCACAAAGAACAAAUUUUAAAAUGACCCCGAAGAGAAACAAUUACUUUCCUCCCCCCUUCCCUGGUGGCUACCUUGCCUUUCCUGUGAGGAGGCCAAGAAGUGGUAGGCAUUUCCCCCCACCAAGGGGAACCAUUCGAGCUCUUGCCAUGCUUGCUGAAGCCGCAUCCGUGAGAACUACAAGAUCUCCUACCCCUGCUAGGAAUGAAAACCAAUAUCAAGUCGUUAGAAACGACGUUGUAAGAGUUUCAGAAGUUGUGAAUCCUGAUCUCAACUUACCUCCAGAAGAGGAAGAUGAGAAUCCCCCGGAACCUGUUCAGUCAUUGCCGCCAAACGAAGGGCACCAUCACCGCCAACUACUGCAUCCUUUACCAGUCCUUCCGAAUGGUGGUGUGCCGGAAGUUUAUUAUGCUCUCCCCCGAGUGAAUGGUCGAGGGUUCCCUUUCAACUUCGUGGAGGGAGAUCCACUGUACACCAUCAGGGUACGUAGCACAAAUCUACAUGAUGUUGGUAUUCGCUAUUCUCUUCGUGCAACAGAAUCCAUGUAUCAUAUAUUCCAAGAUUAUUCUCAAAGAGUGGACCUCGAAUCGGGGGAGAUUGUUAUUAAGCGGUACAACAAUGUUGUUUCUCGCUUUGAAACCGCGUUUUCAGCUGGACUCCAAGACGGAGACACCCUCUCCGUAGAACCUCAGGAGAAUGGUAACAAUGUUGACACCCGGUUUAAGGAAUUCAUGAUACAAGACUUGGGUUCAAUUCCUAAAGAGCUUAAAGUUAGGGCAGUCCCUAAUGAUACACUGUAUGGUGUGUGCCAACUCUGGGCAAAUCGAAACAAUAUCCAUCCUCGUAAAAUUAUUACUUUUUAUGAUAAUGGAGUUGUCACUUCUCUCGACACCGUCGCUGAAGCCGGAAUCAAGAAUCAAGGCCGCCUAUACUUAUUGUCAAAUGACUGGAGGAACCCCUGGUUGAUUUUAAUCAAUGCUGAAAAAUGGUGUAGGCAUCUAGUGCUAUUAAAAUAAUAGUUUUACUUAUGGUGUGUUAAGCUAAGCAAUAUGUGGUUUUGCGACUAGUAUUUAGUCUAAUCUCUCGAGCUGCAUUAUGAAUUUUUCUCCACCCCUCACCAACCCACUAGUGUUAUGUAGGCGAGAGUAUACGUUAGUAUUUAAGUGUGACUAUAAUGUAGUAGCUUGUUAUUGCAUUCUUAGAGGAACUUGUUAUGUAUUAAGGGUAUGUACUCGAUGUUAUUAACUUGGUAAUGUACUUCAUCUUAGUUUGUGGGACUAGAU